Gavialis gangeticus (Gharial) is the source of this 3345-nucleotide messenger RNA. RefSeq lists its product as uncharacterized. The transcript has 4 exons. Lineage: Eukaryota; Metazoa; Chordata; Crocodylia; Gavialidae. The coding region runs from base 806 to 2578 and encodes 590 amino acids. The record is from RefSeq and is a predicted model, not a curated record.
GAAAGAUCAGGCGGUGGGAUGGAAGACGUUCAGCGCCAGAGGGGAUGGAAGACGUUGUUGCUGCCUGCCUUGUGGAUAAAGAGUCGCAAGGUGAAUGCUCAAAGCUCGCUCCAGAAGUGGACGGUGAAAACAAGGGGCCAUCAAACAUUGAAAGGUCUUCACUUGGCCCUGGAAACUGUGACAAAGUCCUGCCGUCAGAAGAAGCACUUAAGGAAAAAGCUACUGUUGCUGGAGGGGCUUUUGAAAGCCCUAAAAUAAGUGGCAUCAGUGGUGAUGACAGUAAGGGAAGCAGAGCUGUCCCAAGUGAAACCCGCUUCAUGAACUUGCUGCACCUUGAUCAAGCUUUAGAUGAAAAUAAUAGAGAACUCCAGAGCGCUCCAGAAAUCCCACAUCUUGAGGCCUUGGGGAAAAAAGAGAAGUCAUGCAAUGUAGAAAAUUUGGAAGUCCAAGGUCCUGAAGAAGCAGUGACGUUGCAGGAAACAAGGUUGCCCAGUUCGGGAGCUGUCAGAACAAGCGUGUCUUAACUGGGAAGGAGCCACAGUGAAAGCAUUGCUAAGUCCAGUAGAUUUUUCAGGGCCUGUUUCCAUUUUCCAGGAGCAGGGAACAUCCAGGUCACCCAACGGUCCUGAUCCAGAAGAGGAGGCAGAAGAGCUUUUCAGCAUUCACACCACAGCUGGCUACGACCCGGUUGCAGGCGAGAGAGUGGGAGAAACUCCUGUUUCAAAUGAGGAUGGGAAUGAUGAACACUCAGCAGUUUCUUUGAACGUGGUCAGACAGAGCAAGGUGCCAUUGGAGAGAAGGCGAGAUGUCCAGAGAGGGUUUAACUUGCAGCAGAAACUCUGAUGUCAGAGAAAUAAAAGGAAAAGAUACAGAUUUUAAGGAAGAGAUUAUUACAGCUUAUGGGCCUUUGGGAAGUCCUACGAGAAUGUGUGGCAGGAACAAGAUAAGCCUUAUGAAGCCAAGUUACGUAGUCUUGAAUGAUCUCAGGGACGAGUUAAAAGAAAAAUAUGGAUACUCUUUAAUGAGCUCAAGUCGCGGGAGACUGUCAUUGAACACCCAAAAGGAGAGAGAGACUGCUUUCUCUGACGCGUUACAAAUCACUUUGCGUAGUGAUUUAGAAGAAAGCAAUACUAAGAAACAAAAUGAAGUCCCCAACGUUAACACAGGGGUGCAAAAUAAGAAUUUAAACAAUGCAAAGAUCACGGAGAUCAGUAGGUCAGAGAAAGGAGUCACUUCCACAGGAUCGAAUGGUAUUGAUAUGGAGGUUCACUGUGCUAUUGAAGAAACCCAAGAAGAAAGAUCACUAGUGGAAAUGGACUCUCCAGAUUUUUCAGGUAUAUGUGAGCAGGGCAUUUUCGCUAGGCUGUCUCUUCUGGAAGACGGGCAGAAGAGUUCCUCAGUGGAUGUGUUACGUAUACCGGAGGUGUGCGGAGUACAGCUGGAUCCUUCCCCUCUCGCCAGCAUGACGCCUGAGCAAGAGCAGGAAAAAAAUGGAAAGGUAGUUCCCAUUGAAAUGCUUAUGAAACACUCGAACAAAACAGAUGGGGAAUUAGGGAAAGAUAACAUAUCUGAUAGCUCUCUAACAGUGGGGUCUAAUAGAAAGGGAUGUGAUUCCAGAUGUUCAGGAGGAAACCAGACCAGUCAUAUUAGCCAGUCCAGCAGAAUUGUUCUGGCACCUGAGAAUGCUGUUACGGCUGAGGAUUUUAGAAGAAAGCCAGCAGAAGGGACUUCUGCAGAUCUAUCAGUCAACAAGUCUCAGCACGUGCUUGGUGACAAAAAGCUGCGCAAAGCAUGUUGCCUCCUCCCUCCUCAUAGUGAUGAAGACAGAAACAUCACAGACUGGGAACCCAUUUGCAUUUCAUCAUCCCGCGUGGCAAAGUACGAAACUCCUGUGAAGCGCAAGCUUUCUCACAUGACGGAGAACCAUCUUGCCCCAGUGGAAAGCCCAGCGCAGAGUUCCUCGGAGGAAGCUGAAGAAGUCUUCCACAAACAGCCAAAUGCAGAAGAGCAGAAAUCCUGCAACCAAAGAAGCUUCAAACCCAGCCGGGAAAGCGAUGACUGUUCUUGGUUUCUGAGCGAGAUUGCAGAAGAGUUGGAGGCUGCGUGUGUCAAUGCUGAGCACAAGUCAGUGCAACAGGACUCUAGAAAGGAGUGUUUCGGUCCUGCUGAGGUUGCUCUGCUAUUGCAAAGCACGGAGGUGUCCGUGUCUUGGAGAAACAAGGCCAAGCCUUGUUCUCCCUCUGGCAUGCAAAGGAACAAGUACCGUGAGAGAAAAAGCAGGGCAGCUCUUUCUUCCCUGAAACAGGACAAAGAUGAAGAAAUUAGCAGUGUAGGAAAGAAAGUGGAUCCUGAACCUGCCCCAGAAGCGAGGCGUGAAGGGGAAGAAGAGGACACUUUCGUUCAUCAGCCGAAGGGCGUGCAAAUUGUGUGUUACAACAUGUGUGGGUCAGUAGUCAGACUCCUGGGAGCCCCCAGCAAGGCCCAUAAGACAAGUGGACUGAAGAGGCUGCUGGAGCUGGAGGAUUCAUUGGCUGGCGAAGCAUGUGUUUGCUGCUGGUCCACUCCGGUAUUUCCCUGACACCAUAAGAAAGUAACACAACACGUGGCUGAGUAGCCACAAGAGAGGAGUUGGCAGGAGAUGGAUGCUUUCUCUCUCUGGCAGUGGCUUGAAUUCAUGUUGUUAGUGCUCGGAAACCUUUCCACCCCCAGCCCUGCCUGGGGUGCGAUUUGACAAGUGUGACAGAAGAGCACCAUUGUCUAAUUCCUAAGAGAUGGGCAUUCCUGGGUGAAAAAUCACCACCAUAGUUGGUGGCCUUGCUGUCAGAGAAGGAGUUGGGAGUCAAUUUGUGCUCUCCGGUCUGUGUUGGGUAAAGCCCUUCCAGAGAGGAAUAGCAGGAGCAGGUCAGCCUCUCUUUGUCAUGUAGCCCAGGUACCAGUAGCAAGAGCAGAUGGUGACCUGUUUUUGGUUUUUUUUUUCUCAGUGAAAGCAGGAUGUUAGGAAACCGCUGUUGAAGCGAGGCUGAAGGAGACAGAUUCUCAGCAGAGGCUCCUAGCUGAACAGGACUUCCUCGUACCUGAUCAGGCUGUGAGAUCUCCGGGAGAUCUUCCUCUGCAUGCGUGGGGUAGAGUGGAAUGGGCCCAGAAUCAUCCCUUUUCAUCUGUUUGGUGGUUAUAUUUUAGGGACUACUAAAAUGCCAUUUUUCCUGUCUCAGUGGUACAGGAAUAACAUGAUCCAUCUCCUCCAGUGUCCUGGGUCGGACAGUGGCCUCUUUGGAGGCUCUUCAGACAUUUCAGAGGCAGGCAUAAGAAGCCUGCUCUAGAAAGAAGUGUGAUAGUUUGUCCCCC